Molecule: messenger RNA, 4292 nt
Organism: Phalacrocorax carbo (great cormorant)
Lineage: Eukaryota; Metazoa; Chordata; Aves; Suliformes; Phalacrocoracidae
Source: RefSeq, a predicted model, not a curated record
CUUCAAAGCGGUGUCCUGCCGCUGCUGUCUACAACAUGACUUCACACAAGCUGUAUCCAAUCUAUUUCUACGCUGCAUUGUCACCAGUUAAAAUUGGUCUUGUUCCUCCAUUUUCAAGCUGAAAAGAGAGAGGAACAGAUAAGCCCCAGUUUAAUUUGUUCUGGCAAUUAUUGGAAAUCUCCCACAGAGAGAGGAGCCCUUGCCUAUCGGUGCGGAAUGACAUACAGCCAUACGGGCCCAGACAAAAGGAGACCCCUUUUUCUGCAAGUCUAUUCAGGCAUGUAUAGACAUAUUGGCUGAGGUACCAGCCCAUUCGCAUCUUAAUAGGGAAAAAAGAGAGACGAGGACCUGAAAAAAGAAAAAGAAAAGAAAAGAAUAAAAACUAUCAAGUGAGAACUGGCAUUGAAGGCUUGAAAACAAACUGCAUUGGUGAAGAGAGGGGGAAACAGCUCUUUUGACUAUCUAGUCGAGUAGAUAACUACACUGCAGCUGUAUGUGUUUUAGCAGUAUUAGAAUAAUUCUCUUAUUACAGAGCGGGUUGUGUUAAAAAGAGGACAGAGCUGCUGAAGUGCCUGUUGCACAUACUACCCAGAAGCGCACAAGAGAAAAGCAGUGUGUAAACUGAGCUGCUGUAGCAAAUGACAGGAGAACAGAGAAGUGCAAGCAUAGUGAAAGGAGACUGCCAUUCUCAGAACCAGGAUCUCUCUUGGACAUUUCAAAGGACUACACACAGGACCUACUUUCUUCUCAAGACACCUAAGAUACUGUGUUUUGACUUUUAAGGCAGCCCUAGUAUACUGAUGUGGACUUCAGGUAGAAUGAGCAAUGCAAAGAACUUGCUUGGACUUGGCAUCUCCUUGUAUUUUUGGGGACUGAUGGACCUUACCACAACUGUGCUGUCAGGAAGUGCAAGGCCCCUCACUGAAGGGCAAGAAGACAACUUGUCAGACAAGCUGCACCAGCGUAUGAAGCGGAGCUGGGUGUGGAACCAGUUCUUCGUUCUGGAGGAGUACACAGGAACUGACCCUCUCUAUGUUGGGAAGCUCCACUCUGACAUGGACAGGGGCGAUGGUUCGAUCAAAUACAUCCUCUCGGGAGAGGGAGCUGGCAUUGUGUUUACAAUUGAUGAUACCACAGGGGACAUUCAUGCCAUUCAGCGACUGGACCGGGAAGAAAGGUCGCAGUACACCCUGAGAGCGCAGGCUCUGGACAGGCGAACAGGCCGGCCGAUGGAACCAGAGUCAGAGUUCAUCAUCAAAAUCCAAGACAUCAAUGACAAUGAGCCCAAGUUCCUCGAUGGACCUUAUGUAGCCUCUGUUCCAGAAAUGUCACCUGUGGGCACCUCUGUUAUCCAGGUGACAGCGACAGAUGCUGAUGACCCAACCUACGGGAACAGUGCAAGAGUAGUGUACAGUAUUCUCCAAGGACAACCAUAUUUCUCUGUGGACUCUCGGACAGGCUUAAUUAGAACAGCUCUAAUGAACAUGGACCGAGAAGCAAAAGAAUAUUACGAAGUGAUCAUCCAGGCCAAGGACAUGGGUGGACAGCUGGGAGGAUUAGCUGGAACAACCACAGUCAACAUCACCCUCUCUGAUGUCAAUGACAAUCCACCCAGAUUUCCACAGAAGCAUUACCAGAUGAGCGUGCUGGAGUCCGCUCCUGUCAGCUCCACCGUGGGCCGUGUGGUUGCUAAAGACCUGGACGAAGGCAUUAAUGCAGAGAUGAAAUACAGCCUUGUGGAUGGAGACGGACUGGAUGUCUUUGAUAUUAACACUGAUCCUAAUUACCAAGUUGGCAUCAUAACUGUGAGAAAGCCUUUAAGUUUUGAGAGCAAGAAAAGCUACACCUUGAAAGUAGAGGGUGCCAACCCCCACCUGGAAAUGCGGUUCCUCAACCUGGGUCCCUUCCGUGACACCACCACCGUCCACAUCAGUGUGGAGGAUGUGGAUGAACCUCCUGUGUUCGAGCCCAGCUUCUACUUUGUGGAAGUGCCCGAGGACGUGGAGAUUGGAACCACCAUACAGAUCAUUUCUGCCAAGGACCCAGAUGUGACCAACAACUCAAUCAGAUACUCAAUUGACAGGAGUAGUGAUCCGGGGCGGUUCUUUUAUGUCGACAUUACAUCAGGAGCGCUGAUGACUGCAAGACCUCUUGACCGGGAGGACGUUUCUUGGCACAACAUCACUGUGCUGGCCGUGGAGCUGAACAACCCCUCGCAGGUGGGCAGCGUCUCCGUGACGGUAAAAGUCCUGGAUGUGAAUGACAAUGCACCGGAGUUUGCAAGGUUUUAUGAAGCUUUUGUUUGUGAAAACGCCAAAGCAGGGCAGCUGAUCCAGACAGUGAGCGCCAUCGACAGGGAUGACCCACAGGAGGGUCAACACUUCUACUACAGCCUGGCUCCGGAGGCAGCCAACAACCCCAACUUCACUCUGAGAGACAAUCAAGACAAUACAGCAUGGAUUUUGACAAGGCGCUCUGGCUUCAGACAACAUGAGCAGAACACCUUUUACCUCCCCAUCCUGAUUAGCGACAAUGGCCGCCCCGUGCUGAGCAGCACGGGUACACUGACCGUGGACGUGUGCAGCUGUGAUGAUGAUGGCAUGGUGAUGUCCUGCAAUGCGGAGGCCUAUGUUCUCCCCGUCAGCCUGAGCAGAGGGGCACUCAUUGCGAUCCUCGCCUGCAUCUUUGUCCUGCUAGUGCUGGUGCUCCUCAUCCUCUCCAUGCGGCGCCAGCGGAAGCAGCCGUACAUUAUUGAUGAGGAGGAAAAUAUCCAUGAGAACAUUGUCAGGUACGACGACGAGGGCGGCGGGGAGGAGGACACAGAGGCCUUCGAUAUUGCUGCCAUGUGGAACCCACGGGAGGCCCAGCUGGUGGUGAAAAACCGUCAGGACAUGCUCCCAGAAAUAGAGAGCCUCUCCCGAUACGUGCCUCAGGCAUGCGUCAUGGACAACAACGUCCACAACUAUGUGCUUGCCAAGCUGUACGAAGCUGACAUGGACCUGUGGGCACCUCCCUUCGACUCCCUCCAGACGUACAUGUUUGAAGGGAACGGCUCGGUGGCGGAGUCGCUCAGCUCCCUACAGUCGGUGACGACAGACUCAGACCAGAGCUACGACUACCUGACGGACUGGGGGCCGCGCUUCAAAAAGCUGGCCGAGAUGUACGGUGCCACGGACAGCAGUGGGGCUCUGUCGUAACGGACGAGGAGUGGCAGAAGGGUUUCCAUGCGAAACAGUGUCCGGUUAUGUCCAUUCUCAUCAGAUGCUUCCAUGGACAUGGGUGAGGCCUCCUUAAAAAUAGCAAUACGGUGCUUGGAUGAGAAUGGGAAGAAGGGUGCGAAUGAAGGUCUCUCUGGAUCAGCUUUACUCAGUUAAAUUAAGUCAUGUUUUUGAAACAGUGAGAAGCAGAAGGAAGAAGGGUUUUUUUCUGCUUUUUACAGCAAAAUUGGAAAGCUCCACAACUGGAAUAUAAUGACAUUACUCUCUCUCUCCCUCCCUCUUUCUCUCUCUCUCCCCUGUACACGGCAGCUUACUGAGCUCUAUACAUCUGGAUUCAAAGAUCUGUAAACUCCAGCUGUAAUCUCUGACUCACUGAGGUUCCCCACCGGUUAUUUUUCCCCCAUGAAAAAGGAAAAAAAAAUUGCUUGCUAACAAGAGGAAAAAAAAAAUCCCACAAAGCAGAAAAUUGAAACUGGAAUCUUAGAGGGCUCUUUGUAAACUAAACCUCCUCUCUCUGUUGCUAACAGAGUCCUUUUUUAAUCCUUUAGAAACAAGGCUGAGGUUUUUUUCCACCUGGCCGAGCAGGCUGGGAAAGAGGCUUUGAAUUUCUGCUCUAGUUUAAUGGCUGAUCUAUGAGCGUUAACACUAAUCCAUCUCCUACCAAGUUUGUGUAAAUUUAUUCUCAGCUCUUUAAAACCAUGACUCCACUAAACUGCUCAGAACAAAACCAGAAAAUCUGCCUCUUUUGCACUGUAGAUGUCUCUUCCAUGUGCCAAAUGUGAAGAUUAGAUUCUACCAAUGAAAGCCAAAUAAAUUAAAAAAAAAAAAAAGAAAAAGCUAUAUUUGGUAACUACAUGGGUUAGAUGGGCUUUCCUAAUCUGUGUGAAGUCAAUCCAAGGGAUGUUUACAUAUUGUAGAUAACCUACUUGAACAAAUACAGUAUUAUAGACCAAUAAAUGGAUGUAAGAAAAUUACAUGUAUAAGUUUUGUAUAUUUGUUAAUUUUGGUAAUAAAUAUGAUGUACUGCAUACAGUACAAUACCUUAGCACCUCUUUUAAUAAAAGUUAAACAGAA